This is a messenger RNA of Tachysurus vachellii, 665 nucleotides long. RefSeq names its product immunoglobulin kappa light chain-like. Gene Ontology annotation, biological process: response to bacterium. The transcript is spliced from 4 exons. The record is from RefSeq and is a predicted model, not a curated record. Bases 19 to 618 code for a protein of 199 amino acids. NCBI's taxonomy places the organism in Eukaryota, Metazoa, Chordata, Actinopteri, Siluriformes, Bagridae.
UAUAAACACUUAUACAGUAUGAAAUGCAAAAUGAGUGCUUUCGGGAUUUUAGUUUUGAUCUUCAGCACCAUGUAUGCAGUCCAUCCUGGUAGACACUGGGUUACUGCACAAUUCCUCACAGAUCCACCAGUUUAUCAGCCUGAUAAAGAGAUCAGUGUGAAUAUCGGAGACUCGGCUACCGUACGAUGUUGUUUUUCUGAAAAGGAAUUUGGAAUGAUGGCCUUGUUUAAACAACCAGACAGAAAAAAACCCCAGACGAUCGUCAAGUUCUUUAAGACUUCUGAAGAAAUGUUUUACAACGGACUCCAAAAGUCUCGUUUCCAAAUAGAACAAACUUCAAACUGUUUCAAUAUGACUAUUUUAAACAUCAUGCAGUCUGAUGAAGCCAUGUACUACUGUGCACUACUGAUGACACACAACCCUGUGUUUGGAGAUGGAACUUAUUUAAAAAUAAGAGUGAAGACUUCUAGUGAAGAUUCUUCAGGAACGAAGCAGAUUCAGGAAUCUGAAGCAAAAACUGUGAUUUACACAGAUGUACAGUUCAACAAGAUGAAAGCAAAAGCUGAAAAAAGAAAACCUGACUUAGCCGAGGAUUGUGUGUACUCUAGUGUGAAAUAAACCUUUUUUCUGUAUUAAUGAUCACAUGUUAAAUCACUUGUGUGCUU